Messenger RNA from Talpa occidentalis (Iberian mole), 1294 nucleotides. Its product is annotated as 26S proteasome non-ATPase regulatory subunit 12-like. Lineage: Eukaryota; Metazoa; Chordata; Mammalia; Eulipotyphla; Talpidae. The transcript has 10 exons. The record is from RefSeq and is a predicted model, not a curated record. Gene Ontology annotation, cellular component: nuclear proteasome complex; cytoplasm; proteasome regulatory particle, lid subcomplex. Bases 26 to 1294 code for a protein of 422 amino acids.
AUCAAGGGGCGCUCAGGCAGGGACCAUGGCGGACGGCGGCUCGGAGCGGGCAGAUGGGCGCAUCGUCAAGAUGGAGGUGGACUACAGCGCCACGGUGGACCAGCGUCUGCCCGAGUGCGAGAAGCUGGCCAAGGAAGGAAGACUUCAAGAAGUCAUUGAAACUCUUCUCUCUUUGGAAAAACAGACCCGUACUGCUUCUGAUAUGGUGUCUACCUCCCGUAUCUUAGUUGCAGUAGUGAAGAUGUGCUAUGAGGCUAAAGAAUGGGAUUUACUUAAUGAAAAUAUUAUGCUUUUGUCAAAAAGGCGGAGUCAGUUAAAACAAGUGAGCUGUUGCAAAAUGGUACAGCAGUGCUGUACUUACGUCGAGGAAAUCACAGAUCUUCCAAUCAAGCUUCGAUUAAUCGAUACUCUACGAAUGGUGACAGAAGGAAAGAUUUAUGUUGAAAUAGAGCGUGCUCGACUGACUAAAACAUUAGCAACUAUAAAAGAACAAAAUGGUGAUGUGAAGGAGGCAGCCUCCAUUUUACAAGAAUUACAGGUGGAAACCUACGGGUCAAUGGAAAAGAAAGAGCGAGUGGAAUUUAUUUUGGAGCAAAUGAGGCUCUGCCUAGCUGUGAAGGAUUAUAUUCGCACACAAAUCAUCAGCAAGAAAAUUAAUACCAAGUUUUUCCAGGAAGAAAAUACAGAGAAAUUAAAGUUGAAAUACUAUAACUUAAUGAUUCAACUGGAUCAGCAUGAGGGCUCCUAUUUGUCUAUUUGUAAGCACUACAGAGCAAUAUAUGACACUCCUUGUAUACAAGCAGAAAGUGAAAAGUGGCAACAGGCUCUGAAAAGUGUUGUCCUUUAUGUUAUCUUGGCUCCUUUUGACAACGAACAAUCAGAUUUGGUUCAUCGAAUAAGUGGUGAUAAGAAGUUAGAAGAAAUUCCUAAAUACAAGGAUCUUUUAAAACUUUUUACCACAAUGGAGUUGAUGCGUUGGUCCACACUUGUUGAAGACUAUGGAAUGGAAUUAAGAAAAGGUUCUUUGGAGAGUCCGGCAACUGAUGUUUUUGGCUAUACAGAGGAAGGUGAAAAAAGGUGGAAAGACUUGAAGAACAGAGUUGUUGAACAUGUAAGAAUCUGGCAUGAGAACAAUGACAGUUUAGAAGUAAACUUUGAGCAGAAACUGUUUUACUUUUCAGAAGCCGGGCUCACGCCGCCAUUGCUCAUCGGGCUUGACCGUGUGCGCUCUGGCUCACCAGCCGGAGAACGGGGAUCUGCCGCAGACCUGGCAGUUGGUGGAGGAGGAGAGUAA